UGAUCAUUGAGUUGGAAUCGGGAAGACUGCUACACUGCUUCAUUGCGUUUCUUGACACGGAUUCAGAAUCAUGAAUGGUCAUAUUUACGUUGAUGCAUUUUCGUUGCUACUAAACUACCAUUUGUGGUAUGUUUUGACAUCCGUUCGUAUUGAUUUCAUUUGGAGGGACUCAAGAGCAAACAAACUUUUCAUGGUUCUCAUUGAUCAAAAUAGAGAGAAAGUGUUAGCAGUUGUUCCACAACAAAUGAUGCGCUUUAUUUAUGGAGGGAAUCUAUUGGGUGUUGUGUUUUCUUUAAACCAUUUCCAAAUCGAACCAACCUAUGCUGAGUAUCCGAGAUAUCAAGAAUAUAGUUUAUUACGUGGUGAUUUGAUGAUUAAGAUCAGCAACAACACACGGUUUAAUCGUUUGGCCGAUGCUAUCAUAUCAUGGUUUCCGGUUUUCCCAUUGGUUCCCACAAUAAAAAGUUUAGUAGAAGAUCGGACAGAGAGAAAAAUGAUGAUCGAUAUUGUUGGAAAAAUCAUCAGAGGCAAGCGAAACUAUUCCCGUUACUCUGGUUUACUGACGUUAACUUCUUUCACUUUAUAUCUCCAAGAUGGGCUGGAGUAUAAUAAAGAUGAAACUACAUAUAACCGACCGAACACGCCAUCAAAUUGUGAGGACUGUCUAUGCGAUAGAGAGAAAGUAUAUAAUAUUUGUUUCUCGGGUGAAAUUGGUUCAUUUGGAUUCAAUGAACAUUUUGAUAUCAACCAAACUAAGCAACGUAGAGUUCCAACCGCGGAUGCCGGAAGCAUUUAACAUCAUAAAUAUGCCUAGAAGAAUUUUUAAUUCCGUGUGAGACAUUUGGUGGUGUUUUUUUUUUGAAGUUUUGAUAACUUUUACGAGUGCGUUGCUUUUAUUGUUGAUCUACAUUAAUGUUAGACAUAUUAUGGUGAAUUUUUUCAUGUAUGG
Lactuca saligna is the source of this 949-nucleotide messenger RNA. Lineage: Eukaryota; Viridiplantae; Streptophyta; Magnoliopsida; Asterales; Asteraceae. The record is from the annotation of a GenBank genome assembly.